Fopius arisanus is the source of this 761-nucleotide messenger RNA. Its product is annotated as thymidylate kinase. Gene Ontology annotation, cellular component: nucleus; cytoplasm; cytosol. Gene Ontology annotation, biological process: dUDP biosynthetic process; dTDP biosynthetic process; dTTP biosynthetic process. Gene Ontology annotation, molecular function: dTMP kinase activity; ATP binding; nucleoside diphosphate kinase activity. The record is from RefSeq and is a predicted model, not a curated record. NCBI's taxonomy places the organism in Eukaryota, Metazoa, Arthropoda, Insecta, Hymenoptera, Braconidae. The coding region runs from base 59 to 691 and encodes 210 amino acids. The transcript has 3 exons.
AAUCGAGUCAAUAGAGUGAAAGAAAAUUGAUGGUACUCAAGUACUAGAGGUGAUAAAAAUGUCUCGAGGAGCUCUUCUCGUUCUUGAGGGCUGUGAUAGGGCAGGAAAAUCUACUCAAGUUAAAAAACUUGUUCAAGCACUCAAUGAUCUUGGAAUUACCACAGAAGAGCGUAAAUUUCCGGAUCGAAGUACAACAAUUGGAAAAGUAAUAGAUGAAUUUCUCACGAAUAAAAAGGAUUUACCACCUGAAACAAUGCACUUGCUGUUCUCGGCGAAUAGGUGGGAGUGUGUGGGCUAUCUCAGGAAAGCCCUUGAAAAUGGAACGACGUUGGUAGUCGACAGAUAUGCAGCUUCUGGUGCUGCCUAUGCAGCUGUCUCGACGAAGAGGAGUUUGUCCUGGUGUAUGCAUCCUGAUAGGGGACUUCCAGCUCCUGAUUUUGUGGGUUUUUUGGCUAUUGAUGAUGAAGUCUUGACGACACGUGGUGGGUGGGCUAAUGAACGAUUUGAAAAACAAGAAUUUCAGCGAAAAGUUGCUGAUAAUUUUUUAAAGUUGAAGGAUGACACCUGGAGGAUUAUUCAGGGGAAUCAGGAGGUCGAGGAUGUGCACAAGGUGUUGCUUGAUGAAGCCUUGAAGAUUAUUAAAAAUGUAAAGGAUCAGCCGAUCAAGGAACUUUAUCAAUUUAUGGAUUAACCCUUGUAAAAAUGUUGAAUUAAUUUUUAAACAUUUUAUUAAUGGAAAUAAACUCAGGCAUUACCAAAAU